This is a messenger RNA of Plutella xylostella (diamondback moth), 2040 nucleotides long. RefSeq names its product homeobox protein B-H1. Gene Ontology annotation, biological process: regulation of DNA-templated transcription. The record is from RefSeq and is a predicted model, not a curated record. Gene Ontology annotation, molecular function: DNA binding; DNA-binding transcription factor activity, RNA polymerase II-specific. NCBI's taxonomy places the organism in Eukaryota, Metazoa, Arthropoda, Insecta, Lepidoptera, Plutellidae.
GCGCGCCGCCCGCAGUCCCGCUCCGACACUCGCGCCGAGAGCAGCGCACCGCGUGUCCGCUCUACAACGAUCGCACUCUUUUUUUAUUUACACCAUCUUCUAAAGUGGUCGUAUAUCUGACGUGACGGUUCAGUGAACUUGCACUUCACAAGUUGUUUUAGUUAAAACUUAUCAAGUUAACGAGUGACUUUAAAACUUUUUGAAUUCCACGUCUCGUUGAGUGACUUUUGUAACUUUUGAAUCGGAUUCAAAUACGAAAAUCGGAAUCGCCAACAAUCGCGCUACCGUAACCGAAGCUCGUGUCGCGGCCAAUUAAUUAGUGGAGCAUACCUAAUUAACACUAAAGUGGGUUAAACUAUCGACGGAAGUAAUCGGGUUCCCAGCGUGUGCGGAAUGUGCUUGCGGAAGAGAAGCGGCGCUCGCGUGACAGAGUUACGUGAAGUGAGCAUGUCUGGGCGGUGACGGGCGGCGGCGAGCUGGGUGCGGGCGGCGCGGCGGCGGCGGCGGUGGCGGCGCGGUGGGCGCUGGAUGCGGCAGGCGGCGGCGCGGGCCCCGCCGGCGCAGCGCUGGCGAUGACGGUGCAGCGCGAGGAGCGCGAGGCGCGCGCGCCGCGGACCAGGUUCAUGAUCACGGACAUCCUGGACGCGGCGCCGCGGGACCUCAGCGCGCACCGCGACUCCGACUCCGACCGCUCCGGGACCGACUCACCAGGAGUGAAGGACGACUCGGACGAGGUGUCCAGCAAGGGCUGCGGCAGCGACGCCUCGGGCCUGGCCAAGAAACAGCGCAAGGCGCGGACGGCCUUCACGGACCACCAGCUCCAGACCCUGGAGAAGUCCUUCGAGAGACAGAAGUACCUGAGCGUGCAGGACCGCAUGGAGCUGGCCGCCAAGCUGGGGCUGACGGAUACGCAGGUCAAGACCUGGUACCAGAAUAGGAGAACGAAAUGGAAGCGUCAGACAGCAGUGGGCCUGGAACUCCUCGCCGAGGCGGGCAACUACGCGGCGUUCCAGCGGCUGUACGGGGGCUACUGGGCGGGCGUGCCGGCCUACCCCGCGCAGCCCGCGCCCGGCGCCGCUGACCUGUACUACCGGCAGGCCGCCGCCAACGCCGCCGCCGCUGCUUCUGCCAAUACGCUGCAGAAACCGCUGCCGUAUAGAUUAUACCCGGGCGCCCCUAUGGGCGGCGUGCCCCCGCUGGGGCUGGGGCUGCCGGGCCCGUCGGCGCACCUGGGCGGGCUGGGCGCGCCGGCGCUGGGCGCGCUGGGGUACUACGCGCAGGCGCGGCGCUCGCCCUCGCCCGACCUGGACCCCGGCAGCCCCGCGCCCCCGCGCUCGCCCGACCCCGCGCCCGACCGACGCACCGACGAUGAAGAUGACGAUGAAACCAUCCACGUCUAACCGCACUGCUCAAGAGCUGAGACACCUGACUUUUCAAGGGAAGCGCACUGCUCCACUAAAGCUGAGGAAAAUAUUGUUUACUGAUGAUGAGGUUCCUGGACGGCGGGCGACGGACUUGUUAAUACAUACAGGGCAAAGACUAUUGGCUGUAGAUUUAUUGUGAAGUGACUAUAUUAACACAGAACUUACAGUGGUAAAUACGGACAAAAUACGGCUGAAAACUUUAAAAAACAAGUGAAUGUGAUUUUAACCUCUGACGCCAUUAUCUGAGUUACCUCUCUUGUAUUGUUCGAUGAACUAACGAACUCCAGUGACUUGUAGCUCUUUGUGGAGACUCAUGUGGACUAUGUUGUACAGAACUAGCGGCCGACAAUGUCUCCUGUAUGCUUUGGGACGAUUUGUUCAAGACGGACACUGUCCAAAAUAUGUGAUAUUAUAAGCCGUUUACUUUUAAGAAUAAAAUAUGUAUAUUAUAAUUAAUAUGAUUGUCGUGUAAUUAAAUUAGAGAAAUAGAUAAUAUUAUAAUGCUUGGUAAGAUAAAUAAUGAUUAGGAUCUAUUAAAGAAAAUGUUACUUAUGUAGAAGUUAUGUCAUCUAAACGGUGUCAUAUAAAACAAUAAUUUAUUUCACUUGAAAAUACU